UCUUUGCUUUUUCCGUCCCCUUGUCACGCUGCGUUGUCAUCGUCUGCCUCUUUUGUUUGCAUUUUUUUUUUCAUCUUCUCUUCUCAGCAUCUUCAUCAUCCUUAGAAUAUUCUUAGCCUGUGCCUUUUUUUCCUGCUUCACUUGCUCACACCCCAGACGCCCGCAUCACCACCACCGCUGCCAACCCACAGAGGUAAUUAAAAAAGGAGUCCCAUAUUCACCACCACCACCAAACGUAUCCAAACCGCGCCGCUGUGGCUGGCCCCGUUGCUUCUUUCUCGCAUUACGCACAAACCACGCUGCUGCUGCUGCAUUACUCGCCCUUUACGUCUCUGCCGCCUCGCCGUCUCCCUUACUGCUGCUGCUGCCACGGUAGUUAGUCAAUUGUUCCGCCAUCUCGCAGCUCGACGCACGCACAAACCACUUCACAGACGCCACGAACCGACUCCGUUUUGCUGCAGCGCCGCCCCGAUCCCUUCUAAUGACCACCGCCAUCUAAAACCCUCGCCAGUACGCACCCUCCCGCGCUCAUGGAGUACGAAUAUCGCGCCCCAGAGGCUCCCGUCGCCCCCUCUCGUUCCCAUCGACACACCAGACACCGCUCGACAAAGGGCUCCUCCUCCUCCCGCCAUCAGCGCCAAAACUCGGGCCCCGACGUAAUAUCCAACCUCAUUUCUAGCCUCAGCGUCAUAUCCCAACCAGCUUCCGACCACUUUGAGACGCACCACCACGCUUCCUUGAGCCCUACAUUCCCCGUUAGCCCAAGCAGGAGUCCCGAACCCGGCGCUUACUCGGGCAGCUUCGGUGUCGACUACGGCGCAUUCAACAAACGGUCAACAGCAGACCACGGCUCGAUUGACGAGUUUGCUGCCACAUCCCCAGUCGUCCGCCCCUCCCGAGAUCGCGGCGGACCAUCCUCGUCUGCCUCCUUACCACACAGUCCCCGCGAAACUUCCAGCGCAUUCCGCUCCUUGAUUCGUGAAAGCGUCACCUCGUCACGCCCUUCUUCCCGCUCGUCGCAGAGCUCCAAAAAUGACGAUACGCACAGCAUUGGCAACCUCUCCGUAGAGCCAGGCGCCGCUGCUCCCAUUCCCGAACUGCGUCCCCGACGCUCUCACGACAGCUGGGGCAAGAGAGCAAGCCGCACUAGCAAGAAUAUUCUCUACAUGCCGUCCAAGGAACGCCUCCGUGAUCGAGAAUCAGACAAGAAGUGGACAUCAGCUAGCUCCGUCAUGUCAGACUAUAGCAUCAGCCGUGGCGAUGCCAUGUUGUCCGAGAUGCCCAUCAACGAGGAGCCCAUGCCGUAUGAGAUUAACAACCCCCAAAAGGUACCAACUCGAGAUUCUAGCCUACGAAAGUCGAGCAGUAGCCACCGCAAACGAUCAAGCGCCCGUCGAUCAAAGCGCGACAGCGAAGGCAUGGACGCAGUGGAGGAAUAUGUGCGCUCCACCAACAACUCACGCCUCUCUCACCGUCGCUCCGAAUCCGAUCAAGCACGAAGGAAGCUUUUUGAUGUCAAUGAACAUGAGACACCCGAUCGAGGACGUGACAGCUAUGUCAUUGGUGACUUGGGCGAGGAGGCACGCGUUGCGCGAACAUAUGCCGAGGCGCUCGACGAGGAAGGCGCACCAUCACCAGCUAUAUCGAGUGGCCGCAGACGCUGGGAGCGCAGUAUGGAACGCGCCAACAGCCGUCUCUCGGGCCGCCUCAGCCCUUCGGAAAAUGACACUCUCAACACAAAGCGCAGCAAUUCACGACUCAAGCGUUUGUCGGAGCAACUGACGCCGCAGUCGGAGCCCAGAGAUCGAGAUGUCUCUUCGGAACGCCGUCUGCCGUUGGGCUAUGAGCGACCUGCAUCGGCGGACUCUGUUGAUGACGCUGUAGAGUCGUACCUGUGCUCUGACCGUCUCUCCCAAAAGAUUAAGCACCCGCAGACUGGACGUGUGAUUUCCUUUUCGGAAGUGGGCGACCCGGAAGGCUCGGCCGUCUUUUGUUGCGUCGGUAUGGGUUUGACGCGAUAUAUUACAGCAUUCUAUGACGAAUUGGCUCUGACGCUCAAGCUGCGUCUCAUUACGCCGGAUCGCCCUGGCGUUGGCAACAGUGAGCCGUACGCCGACGGCACAGCGACGCCUCUCAACUGGCCCGACGACGUCUACACCAUCUGCCAAGCACUCAAAAUCACCAAGUUUUCUAUUCUGGCGCAUUCUGCUGGUGCCAUCUACGCUCUGGCGACAGCUUUGCGCAUGCCACAGCAUAUCCGCGGCAAGAUUCAUCUGCUAGCCCCGUGGAUUCCGCCUUCUCAGAUGAACACAUUUGGAUCGACACAGACGGAGCCGCCAUCACACUCCAUCCCGACAUCGCAGCGCAUCCUACGAGCUUUACCGACACCUUUCCUCAAAGUAGCCAACAGCAGUUUUAUGAGCACGACAAGCUCAUCCAUCACCAGCUCGCUACCCAAGACACCGCGACGAAACAAGCGCAAAGUAAGCGGCCAAAGUAGGACAGAUGGCGGUGAGAAGACCAACAUGGAUCUACCAAACUACCAGUCUGGUACGGAUGCGCUCGGCCUGUCUAGCGGACUGGAAAAUAUGGAUCGAAUGCAUCCGCCGCAAGGAACGCUCAAUCCUGACGCUGCCAUUGCCGCCACAGGAGACCCCGAGGCGGACAAGGAACGACAAGCGACCUACGACACGCGACUAACGUAUGCCAUCUGGGAUCUAGCAACAACUGGUGCGAACCCUGCCGUCGACUUGCUGGUUUGUCUCGAGCGCCGGCACGCCAUUGGCUUCCGCUAUGUGGACAUUACCCGACCUGUAGUCAUUCACCACGGCAGCAAGGAUUCUCGCGUGCCGGUGGAGAAUGUCAAAUGGCUGGGCAAGACGAUGCGCCGCUGCGAGGUGCGUGUGCUUGAGGAAGAGGGCCAUGGCCUGAUGGCGAGCGCGGCUGUCAUGGGGUCGGUGCUGAUGGAGAUGAGCAAGGAAUGGGAUGACUGGAUGCGAGUGACGGGCGCCGAUGGGCGCAAGGACAAGAGCCGUCGCGGUGUGAUUCCAAAGUAAGAGAAGAGACAGGGUCUGCGAUGGACGGACCAACGACGACAAUUUCUAUAUAUCAUAUCACAUGUAUAUGCGAUGACACAACAGCACUACAACAACAUGGCACAGCACAGGCGCGGCGUUUUUUUAUGUGUUUACACUCUUUUUUUGCAUAUGUCUUUUACCGUUGUUUUUAGGAUACUCUUUUGGCUUUAUUCUAUAGCUUAAUAUCUAGUCUUUAUUGUCAUCGAUGCCCCGUGUCCCUUUUGUAUACGUCCCAAUGUUACAACACGAGUUGCCCAAGUGGUAUCCAUUUUCGAAUCUGAAAUUUUAUCCUUCUUCUCGAUAAAAUACAUUUUAGCAUUUUAUAUAUUUUCUACAUAUAUUUAAUUCAACGUUCACCCUCUUGCCCCUGUCUAGUCUUGUCCGUGCGCUGGAGUGUCUCGUAUAUCUGGGGCGAUGACGACAGUGCAGCGGGGAGGGUGGUGCGCCACGCUAAUCAAGGGCCACCUAGCCGCCAGACGUACCCGCCCUUGGCC
[Torrubiella] hemipterigena is the source of this 3571-nucleotide messenger RNA. NCBI's taxonomy places the organism in Eukaryota, Fungi, Ascomycota, Sordariomycetes, Hypocreales, Clavicipitaceae. The record is from the annotation of a GenBank genome assembly.